This is a messenger RNA of Priceomyces carsonii, 2559 nucleotides long. RefSeq lists its product as uncharacterized. Bases 1 to 2559 code for a protein of 852 amino acids. Gene Ontology annotation, cellular component: gamma-tubulin complex; spindle pole; equatorial microtubule organizing center. Gene Ontology annotation, molecular function: gamma-tubulin binding; microtubule minus-end binding. NCBI's taxonomy places the organism in Eukaryota, Fungi, Ascomycota, Pichiomycetes, Serinales, Debaryomycetaceae. The transcript has a single exon. Gene Ontology annotation, biological process: mitotic cell cycle; spindle assembly; microtubule nucleation. The record is from RefSeq and is a predicted model, not a curated record.
AUGACGAGUUUCAUAUCCUCUAAUAUAGGAGAGCCAGUGAUAGAUGAGGUGACAUUGCUAAAUAGUCCAGACAUUUUACGAUGCUGUAUUGUCUUGGAGCAUCAUAAGCAUCAGAGAACUAAACCACAUCCUUUAAGCGAGCUUAGUGACUUAAAGAUCCAACAGGGUUUAAUCAUCAAGGAUUUACUUUUUUCACUUCUAGGGUAUGACGGGUACUAUAUCAGAUAUAGUGAUAGAUUUGAUCAAUCAAAUAUAGAAUCAAGAAUUAAGGGUCCAGAUUUCAAAAUAGCCAAACACUUGGAUAUAAGUUUGAAGAGUAUAACUAAAAAAUUAGUGAGAUAUGGAAAAUAUUAUUCUGGAUUGAUGGCGUUUUUGGAAUACUAUGAUCAUCAAAAUUUCGGUAAGGUUGUUCAAAAACUCUGUUUUCUUAUAACAGACUUUUUAAACGAAUAUCAAUCGGUAAUAAUCGAACUCGAACAUGAAUUUAAGUUCAACUCCGCAUUUAAUUUAAAUGUGAUGGAAAACGUAUUAAACCAAAGGGUAUCAGAUAAGUUGAGUCAUAUUUACGAAAUCGUAACAACCAUUCAUUAUGACACUGCUACUCGAAUAUCCAAAUUUAAAGGCAAGCAAAUUCCUUUCGAGGACUUCAUUCAUAACAUUAGAUCAUCUUUGAAAACUACAGGAAAUAUAGAUGACUCCAUAAACAGCGGAAAUUUUGAAUACUGCAAGGGUGGCCUAGUUUUAGAAAUUAUUCAAGGCAGAAUAAAUGCUUACAAAGGGGAUUCUUUAUCUCUCUCGUUUCUAAUGUCCUUGUUUGAUUCUGUUAGCGAAGAAUACGUUGUCAUGCUUAAUAAUUGGUUAAUAAAUGGAGACAUUGAUGAUCAGUUUGAUGAAUUUUUAGUUAGAAGAAAACAAGUACCGUCAAAUCUUUCCGAGGUUUUAGGUCCAACGAGUGAACACUACUGGAACGAACUUUUCGUGAUUAGAUCAGAUGGACUCAUUGGUCAAUUUAAAAGUAAAGAGAUUCAGCACAAAAUAUUGAAUACUGGAAAGUUUUUGAAUAUUUUUAAAGCUUGUACUGGCAUGGAAAACUUUCAAUCUUUGAAUGAAAUUUUAGACCCAAUAAAUAAAAUAUUUUCACAAGAUUUAGAAUUGAAAAUUGAACUUUUUUAUGAACGGGCCAAUAAGCUUCUAAUGAAGCUUCUCUUUGAAGGUUAUAACUUAACUGGCCUUAUUGAGUCAUUUCAAACGACUUUUCUAAUCAAUAAUCCUACUAAUAUUGACUGUUUUUUGGAGAAGGCAUUUUACGAAUUGAGAAAAAAUCGAUACUCAAUAUCGGUCACAAGGUUGGAAAAAGCAUACGAUGAGAUAUUUGAAAAUCAUCGGAAGUUCAAGGUUGGAGGAAAAAGUGUGCUGACAAAUAUAAAGGAAAUUUUGAACUAUAAUCAAAAAUUCGCUAUUACUAAUACCAAUUUUUAUGACGUUGCAAAGGAAAUAAUGAAUGUUGAAUCUUUUGAUACCGAGAAAGUUUUUCAAAACGACCCAAACUUCAGAACGUUUCUUUCGAAAACAUUUGAAAGAAACCAGAUACUGUCUGCUGAUUCCAAUUCGAACUUAUAUGACCCUGAUCACUCAGACGAAUAUGCAAUCGCAAGUGUGGACUUGACAAUUGACUUGCCAUUUCCGUUGAACUUGAUUGUCAAUAGAGAACUAUCAUAUCACUAUGAGCUAAUGUUCAAAUUGAAAAUAAUCAUCAAAUUCAUAAACCUUUUUAAUAACAAUAUGUGGCAUGAAAUUUGUCACUCGUCUGUUUGGAAAUAUUCAGCUUUCGAGUUGCGUAUAAAAAAAUGGAUUUUACGAUGCAGGGUACUUCAUUCCCGAAUGAGAGACUUCAUAGACCAACUUCAAUUCUAUAUAGAUUUUGAUGUGAUUGAAACAAAUUAUGGUCUUCUCAGGCGUCGUAUCGAGAUGAUCCAAGAGUCUCUCAGGAAAAGUGCGAUAGGAUCAGAUAUGAAAAAGGAGAACCUGAGAAAGUCGGUUUUUGAGACUGCCCCAUAUUCGAAUUUCAGUAGUCAAAAUACUAAUUUAUUCAACAGACAAAACUUAAGUGACCGAGUCAAUUCAACUGCUAAUGCAUCAUCAUUAAUUGACACUAACAAUUUCAUCGCUAAGUUGAAUGAAUAUCUCAAUACCAUAGUGAAUGAUUCAUUGAUCACUAGACCCGAUUUGCUAAGCGUGUUAAAAAAUAUGUUUGAUAUUCUAAUCCUGUUUAAUAACUACUUGAGUAAAUUGAAGAAAGGGUUGAUUCUAUGCGAUAAGCAAUUAUUUUCAGAAUUCUCAAGAGACUAUCCUGAUAGAUUCAGUAACAAAACAAUGGAUGAAGAUCUGAUUAAUAAUAGAAUAAGGAAUCUUAAUGAUAGCUUGAGGGAUCAUUACGAAAUCUUCGAUGAUUCGUUAACUGAGUUUAUUGUGACCCUAAAAUCUUACGGCGAGGCGGAAAAUAAGCAGAUUCUUAUUUUAAGUGAGAGACUAGAAACAUACUUUCCGGAAAAAAUAUAA